Messenger RNA from Pelecanus crispus (Dalmatian pelican), 1296 nucleotides. RefSeq names its product cholinergic receptor nicotinic alpha 5 subunit (gene CHRNA5). The record is from RefSeq and is a predicted model, not a curated record. Lineage: Eukaryota; Metazoa; Chordata; Aves; Pelecaniformes; Pelecanidae. Gene Ontology annotation, biological process: monoatomic ion transmembrane transport. Gene Ontology annotation, molecular function: acetylcholine-gated monoatomic cation-selective channel activity; transmembrane signaling receptor activity. Gene Ontology annotation, cellular component: postsynaptic membrane.
UCUGAACCUUCUUUUAUUGCUAAAAGUGAAGAUCGUUUGUUUAAACAUUUAUUUGAAGACUAUCAAAGAUGGGUUCGUCCAGUGGAACGCUUGAAUGACACAGUAAAAAUAAAGUUUGGCCUUGCAAUCUCUCAGCUAGUAGAUGUGGAUGAGAAAAAUCAGUUGAUGACAACAAAUGUCUGGUUGAAACAGGAAUGGAUAGAUGUAAAAUUAAGGUGGAAUCCUGAAGACUAUGCUGGAAUCACAUCUAUUCGUGUCCCAUCGGAUUCUAUUUGGAUUCCAGAUAUCGUGUUGUAUGACAAUGCAGAUGGACGGUUUGAGGGAACAUCUACAAAAACUGUGGUAAAAUAUGAUGGCACCAUUGCUUGGACUCCACCAGCAAACUACAAAAGUUCUUGUACUAUUGAUGUAACCUUCUUCCCCUUUGACCUCCAAAAUUGCUCUAUGAAGUUUGGUUCCUGGACUUAUGAUGGCUCACAGGUUGAUAUAAUUCUUGAAGAUUAUGAUGUUGACAAAAGAGACUUUUUUGAUAAUGGAGAAUGGGAAAUAGUGACUGCAACAGGGAGCAAAGGAAAUAGGACUGAUGGAUGCUGCUGGUAUCCUUUUGUUACAUAUUCAUUUAUAAUUAGACGUUUGCCACUUUUUUACACGUUGUUUCUCAUUAUUCCUUGUAUUGGGCUUUCAUUUCUAACUGUCCUUGUCUUCUAUCUUCCGUCAAAUGAAGGUGAAAAAAUUUCACUUUGCACUUCAGUACUGGUAUCUUUGACUGUUUUUCUUCUUGUUAUUGAAGAGAUUAUUCCAUCAUCUUCUAAAGUUAUCCCACUUAUAGGAGAGUACUUGGUGUUUACUAUGAUAUUUGUGACAUUGUCCAUUGUGAUAACUGUCUUUGCUAUCAAUAUUCAUCAUCGCUCUUCAUCUACACACAAUGCUAUGGCACCUUGGGUUCGCAAGAUAUUUCUUCACAAACUUCCCAAGCUGCUUUGCAUGAGAAGUCACGUAGAUAGAUACUUUGCUCAGAAGGAGGAAACAGGCAAUAUGAAUGGAUCAGAAUCAUCUAGGAACACUUUGGAAGCAGCUCUAGAUUCUAUCCGAUACAUUACAAGACAUGUUAUGAAGGAGAAUGAAGUUCGCGAGGUUGUUGAGGACUGGAAAUUUAUUGCUCAGGUGCUUGAUCGAAUGUUCUUAUGGACUUUUCUUCUGGUUUCAAUAAUUGGAUCACUUGUGUUAUUUAUUCCUGUUAUUCAUAAAUGGGCAAGUAUAAUAGUACCUACGCAUAUAGGCAGUACAAAUGCAUAA